Molecule: messenger RNA, 3070 nt
Organism: Schistosoma intercalatum
Lineage: Eukaryota; Metazoa; Platyhelminthes; Trematoda; Strigeidida; Schistosomatidae
Source: the annotation of a GenBank genome assembly
AUGUCAUCUGCGCCUAUUUGUGAUCGUGUUAAUACAUAUGCUAAUAAAAGCAGAGUUAUACCUGGUUAUGAGGGGAUACCAUACAAUUUAUGUGUUAACGUUAUUGGUUGGGUGGUCCUAAUGUGCGGAUUUACACUAUUAAGAAAACUUGCAUGGGACUAUGGGCGUAUGGCUACAUUUCAACCUAGGAAAAAUAGGUGGACUCUAUUUUCAGAAAUAAACGAUGAAAAUGUCAGUACUGACAAUGCUUCCAUUGAUAGUGUAGAACAAACUCCAUCUACUAAUGAUCCUGGUUAUUUUUCAUGGAUUGUUAGUUAUUUCAAGUUAACAUCGGCAGAUUUACAAUUAAAAGCAGGAAAUGAUGCUGUUCAAUAUCUUAGAUUUCAUUUCUAUUUAAUUAUUUAUACAGCAAUCACUACAGUUUUCUGUUUGGUUGUUAUACUUCCAGUAAAUAUACAUGGUACACUAAAAUCUCCUGACUUACAGAAAUUCGGUGUUACGACCAUAUCAAAUAUAUCGUCUAAUUCAUCUAGUCUAUGGGUGCAUACAAUUUUUGGCAUUGGAUUUUUCUUGUUGGCAUUUUUUUUAAUGCAACAUUUCUCGAGGCAAUUUCGUCGAGAGUCGACUCGAACACCGAAUUUUUCAGAUAAAACAUUGAUGAUUUCCGGGAUAUCACGUACGAAUUGUUCACGAGCACUCAUUUUAAGGCAUUUUGCAGAACUUUAUCCUGAAUGUCCUGUUGAAGAUGUACAAAUUUGUUAUGAUACUCGAAAACUGAUAAAACUUGAAAAUCAAAAAGAUACUGUAAGAGCUGCUCUACGUUACUCUGAAGAAAGUUACGAACGUAAACGUAAACGUCCAUUUAUUAUACCAUGUUGUUGUGGUUGGAUGUAUAAAAAAUGUUAUGAAAAUAAUUGUUGUCGUAGUUGUUGUUGGAAUACUAAUAAUCAAAUAGAUUCUUCACAAAAUUAUAUUUCCAAUAAUAAUGAUAAUCAUAUAGAUAAUAUUGAUGAUACUGUGCCAAGAUCUGAAGCUGUUAACAAUGAAUUAUCUUCAUCAUCUUCCUCUUCUCCUUCUUCACCUAAAAUAAAUUAUAAUAAAUGUAAAUUAUGCCUUUGUUGUUCAUGUCCACCACCUACUGAUGCAAUCACUUAUUAUACAAAUAAAAAAAUGUAUUUACAAAAAGAAAUUGAAAAACAAUAUGAAACAACAAUUAAAAAACCAAUUGGUAUUGCAUUUAUAACAUUCUCAACCAAAUAUGCUGCAGCUUAUGUAUGUAAGGAAUAUCGUAACAUUUGUCGACGUUUAAUUAUAUCUAUAAUGUCUAGUACUAGUACUAGUUCAGUAUUGAAAAGUCAUAUGUGGUCUGUCGAUUUUGCACCUGUUCCAAGUAAUAUUAUUUGGGCGAAUCUAGCAGCUACGAGAACUGUGUGGUGGUGUCGAGCAAUUUUUAUUAACUUGUGUGUUUUCUUCGUGGUGUUUUUUCUUACUACUCCUACAUAUGUAUUGAAUUUAGUUAAUACAUUGCACUUAACUGAACGUCUACAAAUUAAUAAUCCACUAUUGAUUCGAUUUUUCCCAUCUAUUAUUCUUUGGUCCGUGUCUGCUUUAUUACCUUACAUUGUAUUCAAUUCAGAUCGACUUGUUGGUCAUUGGACUAAAUCUGUUUUACAUUUAACUGUAAUGAUUAAAACAUACACUUUAUUAAUUCUAAUGAUUUUAGUACUUCCAUCACUUGGCCUUACAUCAAUACCUGCUCUACUUCAGUGGCUUUUCCCGGAAAUGCAUAUCAUACCACUUGUCCCAGCAAAUAAUGGUUCAAAAAUUAUUAAUAUUUCAACCAUCAAUAAUAUUACUAGUAAUAAUGAUAAUGCUACUAAUAAUAAUUCAAGUACACCAUCUUCAUCGAGUCCAUUUAUUCCAAUAGGACCACAGUCAUUUCAAUGGGAAUGUGUUUUUAUGCCAGAUAAUGGUGCUUUCUUUGUCAAUUAUGUAAUCACUGCAGCAUUUAUUGGAACAUCAUUAGAACUUGUUCGAUUUUCUGAAUUAUUUAAUUAUGCUUGCCGUCUUAUGUGUGUUAAAUCACAAGCUGAAAAAGCUGGUGUACGAAAGGCUAGUCAAUUUGAAUUUGAGUUUGGACUGUUUUAUGCAUGGAGUUUAUGCGUCUUCGCUGUGAUCUGUGCAUAUAGUAUUGUAUGUCCGUUGAUUACACCAUUCGGUCUUAUCUAUUUAAUAUUUAAAUAUUUCGUAGAACGUUAUAAUCUCUACUAUGCCUAUUUGCCUAGCCGUAUUGAUUCCCACAUUCAUUGGCUUGCAAUCAGUUGUAUGUUAGCUUCUGUGUUUUUAUUACAAUUAAAUAUAUUCAUGUUUAUUGUUUUACGUGCCAAUACUGUUAGUCAUGCCUUAGUAAUUUGUUCAUUAUUGGGUUUAAUAUUCUCUGCAAUAUUAAUAAUUUUCACGAUUGUUACUGGAUGGAUAAUGGCUGGUAGUAGUUCAGCACGUAAACUUCUAUUUAGAAAUGCACAUUUAGUCCCUACCACUGAAGAUGUAUUCGUUGAUCAGCAUAGUCAGUAUAAUAGUUCAGUCAGUGUUCAACGUAGAGGAUCAAAUUUGAACGAAAUAACCAAUGCACUUGGUGAUCGAAAAUCAUUGGUCGAUGCUACUUUUCCUAUACAUAGAAAUAACAGUGAUCCGAAUCAAUUUACUCAACCAUUAACACUAGAGAAAUCAGAAUCUAAAAAUUUGAUCCGUUCUGUUCCUGCUUCACCAUUAAUACCACCUCCAUCACCUCCUCUUACUCCUCCUACAUGUUCUUUACAAGUAUUUAAUAGAAAUGAUUUAAUUAGACAUUCAUAUCCGGUAAGAAUUGAUAGUAAAGAACAAUUUGUUGCACCGGUUUUAUUACAUUUACAAAAAAGACAUAGUGUAGCUAAUUAUAUGAGUACACAAUCUAUGAUUAGUUCACUAUCAGAGAAUAAUUCUAAUCAUCCAUCUCAAUCAGAAGAUCAUAAUAAUUAAAUGAAAUACAUUCAGUAUUCUUUCUACUAUUCCUUUUAUAACAACGAGAAUG